AUGAGUUCCAAUUUUGACGACGAUAUUUACGGUGGAUUCAGUGGAGUUACGAACAAACUCUUCAACUACGACGCCAAGGAGGAUCAAGCCUUCCAGAAUGCGGUCCGCACGUCCAGCUAUGGCAAGAAAGCGACCACACCGAAGUUCUUCUGGAACGGAGACAAACUCGGCUCGGCAGAACCGGCAACCGCAAUGGCACGACCCUCGACCGCCAUCCGGCCCGUCGGCUAUUCAUCGCACAAUUCGAAGCUGUUCGAUCCACUAAACCAGGCGUCGAAAAAGAUAGUGGUGAUGGAGAACAAAAAGGAGGAAACGCCCGAACAGAGGUACAAGAAUUUGGAGACUAAAAUUUACUCCCUGCUGGAAGAAUCGAUUGUGGCCAGCACGGGAUCCAAACCGGAUAUGGCGACGAGUUUGGCGAAGGCGAAGGAAGCGUCCUCGCUCGAUCGUACCCUGUUACGGAUGCGUGAUCAGGACGGGGGGACCUAUACGCACAACUUUGAUCUGACCUUCUUCGUGCUGUUUAAUUUGGCCAACGUGUACGCGAAGAAUGAGAUGUACAUCGAGGCACUGAACACGUACACGCUAAUGACGAAGAACAAAAUGUUUCCGAACGUGAACCGGCUCAAGAUCAACAUGGGCAACAUUUACUUCCAGCUCGGACUGUACACGAAAGCGAUCAAGAUGUACCGGAUGGCGCUGGACCAGGUGCCGGGCAAUCAGAAGGAGCUGCGGCUGAAGAUCACGCACAAUAUUGGGAUCCUGUUCAUCAGGAUGGGCCAGUACUCGGAUGCGGCAACAAGCUUCGAGUUUAUCAUGUCGGAAAAGGGUGAUCUCAAGACGGGAUUGCACCUGAUACUGUGCUAUUACGCGCUGGGUGAUGUGGAGAAGAUCAAGCACGCGUUCCAGCUGCUGCUGGACAUCCAGAUCGACUACAACGAGGAGGAGAAAGUGUUCCAAGCGAAUUCAAAUCCUUCGUACGAGUACAUUAACGAGCUGAUCAAAUCGGACGAACUGCACAGCUACGAGCGGAAAUUGCGCCACCUGGCGGAAAAGAACAUACUCAUCUCGGCCAACUUAAUUUCCACGAUCAUCGACGAUUACUUUAACGAUGGAUACAGCUGGUGUGUGGAAACGAUCAAGAAUUCGUACUUCUCAUCGUUGGCCACCGAUCUGGAGCUGAAGAAAGCGGUCAUAUACCUGAAGCAGGACGACUUCCAGCAGGCAAUCGAUACGCUGAAGUAUUUCGAGAAGAAGGAAUCCAACAUUGCUAUAAACGCGGCAAUAAAUUUGAGCUUUAUUUAUAUACUGAAAAAGGAUGUUACUGCGGCUGAGAACUACGCUGAGGCUGCUAAAAAGAUAGACAGCUAUUGUCCGGCGGCUUUCAUCAAUAGUGGCGUUUGCUACUUCAUGAAAACCGACUAUGAAACGGCCAAGCUGAUGUUCACCAGUGCGCUCGAUAUCGAUUCUACUUCGUUCGAGGCACUGUACAACAUGGGACUGAUCUUCAAGAAGCUCGGUGAUUACAACAGUGCGUUGCUGUAUUUCCGUAAGAUAAUUUCGAGCCUCGGCCACGAGCAACAUCCGGAGGUGCUGUCCCAGAUCGCGAGCCUUUACGACCUGCUCGGAGAUGUUGGGACGGCUCUGGAGUACUACCUGCAGCUGCUCAGUUGUGUGCAGCAGGACAAUCGCAUCAUCCAGAAGAUCGGGGAACUGUACGAGGCGGACGGCGAACGGCAACAGGCGUACCACUAUCACCAUGAAUCGUACCGCAUCUAUCCGAUAGAGGCAACCGUCGUUAACUGGCUCUGUUCGCACUACAUCGAACUGCAGGUGGUGGAGAAAGCGAUUGGAUUCUACGAGAAGGCGGUCCUGCGGAACCCGCUCGAUCCGUACUAUCUGCUGCGGAUUGCCGGUUGCUACAGGCGGAUCGGCAAUCAGCAACGAUCGAUGGCGCUGUUUCGCAUGAUCCACGAGAUAUAUCCGGAGAAUACGGAUUGUUUGCGGGCGUUGAUGCAUCUUGCCCAAUCGCAGGGCAAUGGGGAACUUUAUGAACGGUAUAGUGGUGAGUUGCAGAAGCUCGAGAAACAGAAGGAGGUACGCCAACGUAUCGGCACGAACAGACCAACCAAUUCUGGAAGUUCACGAAUGUCUAGCGGUGACUAUAGCGUACGUUCGGCUGGUCACGAAGGGUAUCAACCUCCCGCGACCGGUACCGGUUCCGGCCACUCAUCGGCCGGGUUGCCAUCGAAAAGUGCCGACGUAUCGCCCGAUUACAGCAACAACUUUACUCCUCACACCGGUUACGGUUAUGCGGAUCCGCUUGGACCACCGCAGGAACGACCACGUACCGGCGUGCGCAAGAAUCUCACCUUUGACGAUGAUUCCGAUGAGGAUAUUAACACCAUCGAUCUAUUGCCCGCAUAA
This is a messenger RNA of Anopheles marshallii, 2427 nucleotides long. RefSeq names its product intraflagellar transport protein 88 homolog (gene nompB). Gene Ontology annotation, molecular function: kinesin binding. Bases 1 to 2427 code for a protein of 808 amino acids. Gene Ontology annotation, cellular component: ciliary base; ciliary basal body; non-motile cilium. NCBI's taxonomy places the organism in Eukaryota, Metazoa, Arthropoda, Insecta, Diptera, Culicidae. Gene Ontology annotation, biological process: non-motile cilium assembly; intraciliary transport. The record is from RefSeq and is a predicted model, not a curated record. The transcript is spliced from 4 exons.